UUUCAUUACUACUGCCGGUAUUGUAUCAACAUUCCAAUAGUUUCGCAAAAAGUUGGUGAAAUUUUGGGGUAUUUUGCAGAAACAGUUUAUUUUUAGAAUAUACGAACAAAAUGUUGAUCAAAGUGAAGACGCUUACUGGCAAAGAAAUAGAAAUCGACAUUGAGCCCACUGACAAAGUUGAUCGCAUUAAGGAGCGUGUGGAAGAAAAAGAAGGCAUUCCGCCCCAGCAGCAGCGAUUGAUAUUUUCUGGAAAACAAAUGAAUGAUGACAAAACGGCCGCAGAUUACAAAGUACAAGGAGGAUCUGUUUUGCAUUUGGUUUUGGCAUUGCGUGGAGGCAAAUAUUAGUUUCAUAAUUUUUCUAUCCUAAGUAUGUUUACACGAUGAGUCACUUUUUGUAAAAAUAAAAUUUAUUUAAAGACUUAGUUGUCAUUACAAUA
Molecule: messenger RNA, 439 nt
Organism: Stomoxys calcitrans (stable fly)
Lineage: Eukaryota; Metazoa; Arthropoda; Insecta; Diptera; Muscidae
Gene: Nedd8
Product: NEDD8
Exons: 3
Coding region: 111-347 (78 amino acids)
Biological process (GO): regulation of proteolysis; protein neddylation; modification-dependent protein catabolic process
Cellular component (GO): nucleus; cytoplasm
Molecular function (GO): protein tag activity; ubiquitin protein ligase binding
Source: RefSeq, a predicted model, not a curated record